Aureobasidium uvarum is the source of this 1437-nucleotide messenger RNA. The record is from the annotation of a GenBank genome assembly. NCBI's taxonomy places the organism in Eukaryota, Fungi, Ascomycota, Dothideomycetes, Dothideales, Saccotheciaceae.
CUAAUCAACAUGGUUCUCAUCACAGCUACCACCUUGGCCAAUUGCCUGCUUCUGACUGCAAGUGUUGCUCAAGCAGCCACUGAUCCAACACAACAGCUUGGUGGAAACAGCCCUUGGUUCCCAGGCCCCGACGUCAACGACAUUCCAUACGAGGUCCCAGAUGGCUGCUCUGUCGAUAUGGCGGCCUUCGUGUCUCGCCACGGCUCCAGAUACCCAGACACAGGCGCCUAUAACGGGUGGGUAGCACUCGCAGCGAAGAUUCAUGCUGCUCAAUUCACUGCCACGGGUGACUACAGCUUCAUCUCAUCAUGGGAGCCUGUACUCCGCAAUCCGGCUGCUGAGAUUGCAGAUAUCUCUAUAGGAGGAUACAAAGAACUGUAUGACAUGGGUGUCUCUUAUCGCUGGAGAUAUCCUGAUUUCUACACCGAAAACAACCCCUUCUCAGUCUUUGCCAAUCAAUAUCCCAACGCACCUAGAGUCAUCAACUCCGCGAGACUCUUUGCUAGAGGAUACCUGGGCCCCAACACUACCUAUGGAGAUGUCUAUGUGCUCAAAUCUAAUGUCCCGGAAUCUGUCGCCAACUCUCUUGCUCCUUCGGACUCUUGCCCAACAUACAGUGAUAACGGUGGUGGUGACAACCUCACCACCUGGAACAACUUGUAUCUACCUGCUGUCACCAAGCGCAUCAAUAGCCACAUCAAAGGCAACUUCAACUUCACUGACUCUGACGUCCAAAACUUCCCCUACUUGUGCGGUUUCGAGACGCAGAUCACUGGCCGUAGAUCGCCAUGGUGUAAUGUCUUUACUGAUGAUGAACUCCGCAAGUACGAGUACGCACAGGACCUGCGCUACUACUACGGUUCUGGCCCAGGCUCUGGAAAGAACUACACGUUGAUGCAACCAGUCCUCAAUGCCAUCGUCCAGAGACUUGUCGAUGGCCCUAACAAGACAUACGUCAACAGUAACGGCCAGUCAUGGACUCCCGGCCCGCUCAUCCCCAUGUUCACCAACGAUGGUCAGAUCAAUCAGCUGGCCGCCGAGAUUGGUGUUUUUGAUCAGCAAAAGCCUUUGCCCAGCACCAAGAUUCCCAGUGACCAGGUACCAACUCCUUGNAUCUACAUCGCUAGCCACUAUGUGACCAUGCGUGGUACCAUUGGCUUCGAGCGUCUAAAUUGCUCGAACAAGAAAUAUGUCCGUAUAGUACUCAACGAUGCUGUCUAUCCUAACAACUUGAAGCCNGUAACCUCCUGCCAAAAUGGUCCCGGAAAGUCGUGCCCUCUCGAUAGCUAUGCUGCGCUCAUCGCUCAAAAGGCUAAGUCUCAGGGCAGUUUUGCUCAGACCUGUGGCCUUACCAAUUCCACUGCUGCUGCAAAGACAAACACUGCUACCUUCUUGGUUGACAACGCUCUGUCCUGGGAGUAUGUUGUCAAGCCUUAA